AUGUUGACAUGGCUGGCGCCGCUGGCGCCUCUGGUGUGCGCAGCCGCUGGGCCGGCAGUUUCUCUCCAGAAUCCGGAGGGACAGGAGCUGGUGUUCUUAAAGCUGGCUGUGAGCGCAGCCCUGUUUGGACCCUUCGCAAUGGUCGAGAAUGAGAUGGUUUUUCAAAAUCCAGAAGAUCGGAGAAUGGAGGGCCGGUUCUCCUUUGCUUUGCCAGUCGGAGUAGAUGGUCCGGCCAUGCCAAGCCGCUUUGCCAUGCAAAUCGGUGCGAAGCUGAUGGAGGGAGAAGUGGUCAACCGAUCCAAAGCCCAGCGCGUCUACAGAGAGAUUCUGCAUGAAGCACGCGAUCCGGCACUCUUGGAGCAGAGCCAGGGCAACAUCUUCACAGCCAGGGUGUUCCCCAUCGAGCCCCGUGCCGUGGUGCGCCUCAUACUCUCCUACACCCUCACAGUUCCCGCCAGAAAGAUGUAUCGUGUGCUGCAGAUUCCCAUGGCCGGCCUGCCAGAGAUACAGAACCUCACCUUUAUGGCUGUCACGCAGGCGCUGGGCGACGCUGGCUACAGCGCCAACUGCACCCUACCCGAAGUGGGCCAAGUGAGCGGCGUCACCGAUGGCGGCCUCCUUCGCUUUGCGGAGGAGAUGGGCCCUGUGGUGCCUCUCACUGAUGCUCUGCUCGAGGUUUGGGAUCCAAACGUUGCCAGCAGCUCAUUUUCCGUGGAUGGUGGGCAUCUUGUGACCUCCUAUGUUGUUGGGGAGGAUGUGGCUGUGACAACUCGUGUACCAUUCACACCCUCCAGCUGGGUGGUCUAUAUCGACACAUCGGCCUCUACUGCAGAUUCAUUCGUUGUGCGGACUCCUCUAAUAGCUUCUCUCUUGGAUGCCAUGCCCUCGGCGGAUGUCAGGGUUUUUGCGUUCGACAUCGAGGUGGCCGAGAUCAGGCCCAUGGGGCCCAAGGACAGUCAGCUUGGAAGCACAGUCCGUGCUGCGCUGGAAGCACGUUAUCCGCUGGGAGCCACGGACAUGGAGUUGCUGCUUCAACACGUGCAGACGAACGUGAACCCGCAGCCUGCGGAGACUGUGGGUGUGCUGAUUCUCAGUGACUUCAUUGCGACAGCCAAGGAGAGAUCGUCGGCGAAGCUCGCCCAGCUCCUCGAGGCCUCUGAGCAGCGCGUGGUCUCACUUGGCGUUAUUGGGUCAAAGUAUGACAGCUCUGUCGGACGCGCAGUCGCAUCUGCGGGAGGCGGGCGAGCUGUCCAGAUUCCUCUGACAUCGAAGGAAGUCGAUGCUGUCGUUGCCAAAGCGUGGCGUGACCUCACCGAACCACUCGGAAGGAGGGCCAGUACCGCUGCUGCAAGUGGUUGGGUUUGGCCUGAAGUCUUCUCUGACUUGCAGCUUGGAGAUGAAGUCAUUGUGUUCAGCGGUGGGCAGACAGGUCUGCAAGUGAAAGCACCCGAACUCCAGAUUGCUGGCAGGAAUCUUUCGGCUGCUGCGAUUCAGGCAUCUGCCGCUUCCUUUGGCUCACUCCUCUCUCGCGAGGCCACGAAGGCCCGGCUGGAUCUCUUGGAAUCGCAGCGUCAGCUUGCAGAGAGCGCUCUUGCUGCUUCGGAGAUCGAGUUUCAGAUCGUGCAGCUCUCGGAAUCAAGCCGUGUAAUGACUCCACAUACCGCCUUGCUCGUCCUGGAAACUGACGCGGACUACGUUCGUUUUGGGAUACCCCAAGAUCGGCUAUCUCCCAUCUUGGUGGUGACCUCCUCGGGGGUGCAGCUGCUGCCCCGAUCCGAUAUGACACUGUCACCCCUGCCGCUCCCACUCUCUCCUGCCAACUUGCCAAGCCCACCGGCUUCAAACGGCACGAAUGGCACGUUCACGAACGACACUGCGUGCCAAGCAGAUGAGAAUGCUGGUAGAUGUGCCCAGGAGUCCGAAACCGAAGAUGUCUUCUCAGCUGACGACGAAGGGGCAAUGCUGCAGGAGUCCGCCGCCAGUGGUGAUGCUGCGAGGCAGAGCAGCGCCCGUCUCUACCUUCUGCUGAUCCUUCCCCUGCUCUUCUUGAACUUCUUGCCCAGUCAAGCAGAAUGGUCCAGCCCGGUUGCAGAGGCAGAUAAGCUCUUGGCUAAACACGCAGCUGGACCCCCAACUGACAGGAAUCGCGAGACCGCAUCAAGUUAUGCAGGAGCUCUGUGGACAAAGCGCCGUGCGCAGGAAUUGCGUGAUUACUGCGCAGGAUGGAUUACCUGGGACCCGACGAAUGGCUUAGCUUUCGAGUACAUGAGCAAGGCAGGGAUGCAUCUGGGUCAAGCUUCUCUCGCCUUGCGAGCGGCCACAUCCAUCGCAGAAGUUCGGCCAAGAGAUUCAGAGCAGCUCCUGAGGGCCUCUUGGCUGGCGCUCACCCUGAACUCCCCGACGGCCGCGGCCUAUGCGCGGCGCUUCGCCCAGCGCUCGCUGGAGGAGCGCAGCGACAACGUGAACACUUACCGGGCCCUGGCCAUGGCGGCGUGGGAGGAGGAGGACUACGCGCUCGCGGCCAGCACCUAUGCGAGAGGCCUGGAGGCCAGCUUCCAUGGACGCUACGGGGACGUCCAGCGCGUGCUCCUCGAAGAGGCCGCGCUCUUCCUGCGUUCUCUCGAGGCCUCCGAGAAGACGAAGCCUCUUUUCCAGGAGUUCUCCGGCGGUGUCCUGAAAUCCGUGGACUCCCAGAGAGGUGCUGACAUUGGAUUACGCAUUACUCUCUCCUGGCUGACAGAUGCCAACGAUGUGGACCUGCAUGUUAUCGACCCUGAAGGAGGAGAGUGCUACUACGGCAACAAGCGGACCUCUUGGGGUCUACAACUUUACAGUGAUCAGACACAAGGCCUUGGUCCUGAAGUAAUAGUUGCGGGCAGGAGGAAGGGAACCUAUAAGGUUGGCGUGAAGUACUUCAGCACUGGGGCCAUGGGUGCUUCGAGAGGUACCGUGAUCAUCCAACAGAUCAAUGCCGGGGUGCCUCAAGAGAAGGUGAUGGAAGUCUUCACAUUGCCUGCGGGCUUUAGUGGGGUGCUGGAGGUGGCUACCUUCACCGUCAGCUAG
Molecule: messenger RNA, 3063 nt
Organism: Symbiodinium natans
Lineage: Eukaryota; Dinophyceae; Suessiales; Symbiodiniaceae
Source: the annotation of a GenBank genome assembly